This is a messenger RNA of Brassica oleracea var. oleracea, 1098 nucleotides long. Its product is annotated as bifunctional protein FolD 2-like. Gene Ontology annotation, cellular component: cytosol. The record is from RefSeq and is a predicted model, not a curated record. Bases 102 to 1004 code for a protein of 300 amino acids. NCBI's taxonomy places the organism in Eukaryota, Viridiplantae, Streptophyta, Magnoliopsida, Brassicales, Brassicaceae. Gene Ontology annotation, molecular function: methylenetetrahydrofolate dehydrogenase (NADP+) activity; methenyltetrahydrofolate cyclohydrolase activity. The transcript is spliced from 5 exons. Gene Ontology annotation, biological process: tetrahydrofolate interconversion.
UAUUCGCGGAUAGAUUCGAAUUCAGAUUCAAAAGUGUGCUCGUCGUCAUCUUUCGACAGUGGAUAUACACACACUACUGACCAGAUAAAGCAGAUACAUGGAUGGCGUCGUCACCAUCUGAUCAAACGGCGGAGAUAAUCGAUGGGAAGGCGGUCGCUCACACCAUCCGAUCAGAGAUCGCCGUGGAAGUUCGCCAUUUAUCUGAGAAACACGGCAAGGUCCCAGGACUAGCGGUGGUCAUAGUUGGGUUACGGAAAGAUUCACAGACUUACGUGAACAUGAAGAGGAAAGCUUGCGCUGAGGUUGGGAUCAAGUCAUUCGAUGUUGACUUACCUGAGGAUGUUCCUGAAGCUGAUCUUAUAACCAAAGUUCAUGAACUAAACUCAGAUCCUCAAGUCCAUGGUAUAUUGGUUCAGCUCCCGUUGCCGAAACAUAUCAACGAGGAGAAUGUUCUGGGUGCAAUCAGCAUUGAUAAAGACGUAGACGGCUUCCAUCCUUUGAAUAUUGGUAAGCUAGCUAUGAAAGGUAGAGAGCCCCUCUUCCUUCCAUGCACCCCAAAGGGUAGUUUGGAGCUUUUGGUGAGAAGUGGAAUAAAGAUAAAGGGGCAACGAGCAGUUGUAGUAGGUCGGAGUAACAUUGUUGGUUUGCCUGUUUCGCUUCUACUGCUCAAGGCUGAUGCUACUGUCACAACUGUACAUUCUCACACCAAGGAUCCUGAGGCUAUCAUAAAAGAAGCUGACAUCGUUAUUGCUGCAGCUGGACAAGCCUGCAUGAUUAAGGGAGACUGGAUAAAGCCAGGGGCUGCAGUGAUCGAUGUGGGAACUAACGCGGUCAGCGACCCGUGUAGGAAAUCAGGAUACCGUUUGGUUGGUGAUGUUGAUUUUGCAGAAGCUUCUAAAGUCGCAGGGUUCAUUACUCCUGUCCCUGGUGGUGUAGGCCCAAUGACAGUGGCUAUGCUGCUCAGAAACACCUUAGACGGCGCCAAGCGGGUCAUUGGCCAGUAAACUAUCUUUUCUGUAUGUAAUCUAUGAUACAUUUCUAUAAUUGUGUUCUCUGCUUGAUGACAUUAUCCCUCUCAAAUAAAAUUUAAAAUUUGCA